This is a messenger RNA of Apis laboriosa (Himalayan honeybee), 2018 nucleotides long. RefSeq lists its product as uncharacterized. The transcript is spliced from 9 exons. The coding region runs from base 1 to 1521 and encodes 506 amino acids. NCBI's taxonomy places the organism in Eukaryota, Metazoa, Arthropoda, Insecta, Hymenoptera, Apidae. The record is from RefSeq and is a predicted model, not a curated record.
AUGAAGAGUAUCUCGUUUGUGCUCGCGUGUUCGUUGGUGUUAGGCGUGCAGGCGAUCGGAAGAUACAGGGGAUUAGAGUUUUUGGAACCUUGCUCCAAAAGCGAUUACAACGUGGAGAGUUGCCUUGCUAGAUCGGCCAAUGUACUCACCGACCGCUUCCGUCACGGUUUGCCGCAAUUGGGAUACACAGAGGUGGAGCCCAUCAUCCUCGACGAGCUUCAUAUUGCCCUUGGCGAGGGACCAGAUGGAUAUAGAGCUCAGUUCAAGAACAUCACUGCAAGAGGCGUUUCCACGUUACGGGUGACAGGUUUGAGGGCCAGAUUAUCAGACGACGAGGUUCAAUUGCAAUUAGCUCUAAGCAUUCCGAAAAUCAGAGCUGCCGCUAAAUACAGGUCGAGUGGCACCUUGCUUUUGGUCAAGGCAAGCGGAGCUGGAGAUUAUUGGGGCGAAUACGAAGGUGUAAAAGCAAAAGUAUUUAUCAGAGCGAAGCCAUUCCUGGUUCAAGAUCGUCGUUACUUGAGGUUGCAACAACUUAAGAUGGAUUUCAGUGUGCAGAAUAUUAAGAUGGGUGUUGAAAAUGUUCGCGACAGCAACGCUAUAAUUUUGGCAGCAUUGAAUCUUUUCAUUAACACCAACAGCCAAGAAUUGUUGAAGGAGAUGAAACCGGAUCUAAGAAGGAAAUUAGUUCAAGUAAUGACGACAUUCGUGGAAAGGAUCUUUGCUCAGGUACCAUACGAUGCUUGGAUUCUAGAUUAUUAUACUACAAUGAGAAGAGAGAUGAACAAGAUCGCGCUAAUCGGAUCGAUCGUGGUCAUCACUUUUGCCACUGUUUUUGCGCGUGAUUUGCCCGAUUUCAUUCACGUUUGCAAGAAGAACGAUCCGAAUUUGAGCGAAUGCAUCACGGACAGCGUGAAUUAUCUUAAACCUUACUUAAAAAGCGGAUUACCCGAAUACAAUAUACCCGCCUUGGAACCAUUUUUGUUGAAGGAAUUGGUAACCACGAGUGGAGGAAACAUUAAAUUGAAGCUGAGAAACGUCAAUGUAUAUGGAGCAAGUAAUUUCACGAUAACGAAGUUGAAAAGCAACGUAGAAACUUUAAAUUUCAUAGUCGAUUUGGAUUUUUCAAAACUCAAUAUAAAAGGGGAAUACGAUGUGGAUGGACAAAUAAUUCUGCUACGAAUUCGUGGAAGCGGACCUAUAAUUGGCCAGUUCAACAAUUGCAAGGCAUUUGUGAAAUUGCAAAUGGAGGUGAUAAAGGGAAAGGAUGAUCAGAAUUACUUAAAACUGACCGAUCUUCAAACCAAGAUCUUCGUUGGAUCUGGCUCCUUGAAGUUGGAAAAUCUUUUCGGUGGUGAUCCAGUUCUUGGAGAUGCUAUCAACGUUGCCAUCAAUAGUAAUUUCGACUCUUUUAUCCAAGAAAUAAUACCUAUCAUCGAGAGCGCCAUCUCGAAUACAUUUACUGAUAUUUCGAACAGUAUUCUGAUGCAAUUUCCUUAUGAGAAACUUUUCCCAGGAUCAUAGAUAUUUUUAUAUAUUUUUAUAUAUUUUAGAUAACGUGGAUCAAAAUCUUGUUGAACGAUUGGAUUGUAUUAUUAAUAUCAUUAAUGAAAUUUGAUAAAAUAAUAAUUUUUUUUUCUAUGAUGAUAAAAGAAAUUUGAUAGAUAAAUGAACUGGCGAAAUCUUGAGAGUAAAUUUUAAAAAUUUUUAAGCCUUUUUUUUAUUUUUAUUAUGAAAUUAAUAUCGUAUCAAGUUUUCAAACAUGAUUAAUGAUGAUUUUUUAUGAAUUUGGAUUAAUGGAAAUAAUACUAUGAUUCCAAAAAUCAUUUUGUGAUUCUCUUAUGGUUCACAAUUGAGAUUUGGAAUAAUUAGGAAUUUGAUUGAUAUGUCUCAAGUAAUUUUGUAAAAUUUUGUAAAAUAAACAAAUUAUAAUUCAAUUAUUUCAUUAAUGUUAUUAAUUAGGUAGUAAUGUUUUGUUAACUGGUUAUUAUUUUCAUUAAAUAUAAAAUAUUUUUAACAAA